AAGCAUAGCCACUCCUCAAAACUGAAUCCCAUUCAGCCUACAACCAUGGAAGAAUUCACUUAUAAAGAAAAGGUGGGAAAUCUUCAGUCGGAGUUGCAACGGUUAGGUAAGGAGAAUGAAAAUCUAAGAUUCAUCCUAGAAGUUAUGACCAGUGGAUGCAAAAUCCUUCAAGCCCAACUCCAGAAUAUAAAAGAAGAUCAAAUUAGAAGUGUCCUAAUAGAGAAUGAACCAAGAUAUGAUUCAGAAAAGAGGGGGAGGACCCAUGUUUCAGUGACCAAGCCUUCACAAAUUUUCUUCAGAACCGACCCAAAUGACAAGAGCUUGAUGGUGAACGAUGGAUUUCAAUGGAGAAAAUAUGGCCAGAAGGUCACUAAAGAUAAUCCAUCACCUCGAGCUUAUUACAGAUGUUCAAUGGCUCCCUCUUGCCCAGCCAAGAAGAAGGUAUAUUCAAAUCCUUUAUUGUGA
This is a messenger RNA of Ilex paraguariensis (yerba mate), 465 nucleotides long. NCBI's taxonomy places the organism in Eukaryota, Viridiplantae, Streptophyta, Magnoliopsida, Aquifoliales, Aquifoliaceae. The record is from the annotation of a GenBank genome assembly.